This is a messenger RNA of Haemonchus placei, 411 nucleotides long. The record is from the annotation of a GenBank genome assembly. Lineage: Eukaryota; Metazoa; Nematoda; Chromadorea; Rhabditida; Trichostrongylidae.
AUGCCUGGCAUACCAAAGGGGUCUGUUUUCUCUGGCGCUAAUGGUGGCUUCAUCAACGGCUUCGUAGCCGUCGUCGUCUUUGCCCCGUCGUCGCUGGGUCGGUCGGUGGAGGUGGUCGUUGUCGUGAGCGAUUGCGAUGCGGCAACGACGAAAAACAAUCGUACAUACCGGUUCAGGAAUCGGCCACGCCCUUCUGAAACGUUGCAUCGAUCAGACGCCAUCAGUAUGAUGGCAAUUUGGGUAAGACUAUCGGUCGGUAACGAUGAUGAUGCUGAACCGAUAACAACGGCUGCAAAACUGGAAACUCUCAAAGAAAUUAGGGCAGCAGGCACGCAAGAAAGUUCACCGAAAAAUUCAACCAUCUGGGCCUAUCGGGAACGAGAUCCAUGGAGAGAAUCCGUUCACCCGUAA